Molecule: messenger RNA, 1382 nt
Organism: Drosophila takahashii
Lineage: Eukaryota; Metazoa; Arthropoda; Insecta; Diptera; Drosophilidae
Gene: Ant2
Product: Adenine nucleotide translocase 2
Biological process (GO): negative regulation of mitochondrial outer membrane permeabilization involved in apoptotic signaling pathway; mitochondrial ATP transmembrane transport; mitochondrial ADP transmembrane transport
Cellular component (GO): mitochondrial inner membrane
Molecular function (GO): ATP:ADP antiporter activity
Source: RefSeq, a predicted model, not a curated record
AAGUUGGCCAAGGCAAUGCUUUCGUAGGUCAACUGCUCAAAGGGGCUCACAACUUUGUUAUCCCACGUCAGUUCAGAUCUCGUACGGAGUCGAAUCAAAAUUACAAGUUAUAAAAGUGAAAAUCGGUUUUAUUCUUUUUACCAUUCCACUUUGACGCUAAUCCGAAUCGUUUUAAAAUCAAGCAACCAGUAAUCCAACAUGGGCGAUGAAGGCGGUGGCGGCGGACAUGGCAAGGGCGACCUCAAGUCCUUCCUCAUGGACUUCAUGAUGGGCGGCGUUUCGGCGGCGGUGGCCAAGACGGCGGUGGCGCCCAUCGAGCGGGUGAAGCUGCUCCUGCAGGUCCAGGAGGUGUCCAAGCAGAUCUCCGCGGACCAGCGCUACAAGGGCAUCGUCGACUGUUUCGUGCGCAUUCCCAAGGAGCAGGGAUUCUCGUCCUUCUGGCGCGGCAACUUGGCCAACGUGAUCCGUUACUUUCCCACGCAGGCCCUCAACUUUGCCUUCAAGGAUGUGUACAAAUCGGUCUUCCUCGGCGGCGUUGACAAGCACAAGCAGUUCUGGCGCCACUUUGCAGGAAACUUGGCCUCUGGCGGCGCAGCAGGCGCCACAUCCUUGUGCUUCGUCUAUCCCCUGGACUUUGCCCGAACCCGCUUGGCCGCCGACGUGGGCCAGGGCGGCAAUCGGGAGUUCAACGGCCUGAUCGACUGCCUGAUGAAGGUGAUAAAGAGCGAUGGCCCCAUUGGCCUGUACCGCGGCUUCAUUGUGUCGGUGCAGGGCAUCGUCAUCUACCGUGCGGCCUACUUCGGCUUCUACGACACCUGCCGCGACUUCCUGCCGAAUCCAAAGAGCACGCCCUUCUACGUCAGCUGGGCGAUCGCCCAGGUGGUCACCACCGUGGCCGGCAUCGCUUCCUAUCCCUUCGACACGGUGCGCCGUCGCAUGAUGAUGCAGUCGGGCCUGAAGAAGUCCGAGAUGGUCUACAAGAACACGGCCCACUGCUGGCUGGUGAUUGCCAAGCAGGAGGGCAUCGGCGCCUUCUUCAAGGGCGCCCUCUCGAACAUCAUCCGCGGCACGGGCGGCGCCCUGGUUCUCGCCAUUUACGACGAGAUGAAGAAGUACUUUUAGCCCCGAUGUCGGGCCGUUUGUGGUGAGUCCAUUCGGCCGCCAUCUAGCAACCCAGCCGCACCAAAUAGCACACCACGAGGGCGCCGCACCUGCAGAUCCCCAGCCCACCGUUUCAUCGCUUCGUAAAGGAAGACUGGGACCAGUCCAUCGGCCAGGAGGCCCAUAAAUUAGUGAUUUAAUCGGGAUGCUGGCUGCCCCUCAUCUCAAGAUGUGUUCUUCGCCAGUGGUUGAGAAAAUACAAAUAAUUUAUUGAACUUAAA